AUGCCCCUGCACUGGUUUUCCUCUGAGGUGUUCCUGCUCUUUUUGUUGGUAUGCUACAGCAGCGCGACUGCCGGCGCUGCAGGAGGGCGGAAAGAGUCGAGGGAGGUUGAGCUCUUCAAACAAGGGGAAACUCCAGUGCUUGCUGCUGGAGAAGCGAGCGAAAGCAGCUCUCUUUACGGGAGUGUCUCCUCUUUCCUCAGUCACUCGCUUCUUGACGUGAAUGGUGUGCUGGUUGCUCUUGCCGUUGGCGCACACGGCAACGAUGACAGCAACACGCGUCUUGAGCUGUGGGCAAAGCACAAUGCGUACGGAGCAGAUGAAAAGUUGAAGGAAGACGCCACAUGGGAAGGAAAAGCGUGGGAGACGCAGCGUGUGACCAAGCGACCGGAAGCAGAGGGCUACCGUGUAUCACCGCUUGGCCCCAAGGCCGUGGUGAAGGGCAAUAAAAUACAUCUGCUUCUGCAAAAAAGAAGGGUGACCACACGGGCUUCUUUGAGUGAAGUUCACUGGGGCCCUGCGUUGAUUGUUGGUGAGGUUCAGGGGUCCGUGGAAGAGCGGGGAGAGCGACGAGUCUCGUGGGGGGAUCCGCGGCCGUUGGACUCCAUGCUUGCCGGACAGAUGCGGCAGCAGUCGUGGGAGGGGCUGGGACCCGCGCGCAUGUCCAGAGGCGUCGCGGUUGGGGCGGCGACGGUACUUUUCCCUCUUGUGGGAUUCCUCAACGACGGAAGUGGCAGGCGUGCCUGCACCGUCAUGUACUCCGAGGACAAUGGGGAUAAUUGGAGGCUUCCUGCGGCGCCUCUGGUUGCUGAGGACUGUGACAGUGCCACGCUUCUCGAGUGGGCGGGGAAACUCUUUAUGGCCACCUCCGGAUUUUCUUCUCAGUGGCGGCGCAGGGUCUUCGAAUCCGGUGACGGGGGAAAAACGUGGAGAGAGGCCGCCGGGCCGGUCUUGCGCCUGUUGGGCGACGCCUACGCAUUGACGACGGUCCACGUUGCUUCCGACCUCAUGACUGCAACCAUUGCGGGCAGGAGUGUGCUGCUGUACACCACGCUGUCGGAGCAUAGUGUUGGGCGCCAAACGCACCACUUCCUCCACCUGUGGCUCUCCGACGGUGCUCGGACCCAC
Trypanosoma conorhini is the source of this 1125-nucleotide messenger RNA. Its product is annotated as trans-sialidase. Gene Ontology annotation, molecular function: exo-alpha-sialidase activity. The annotation marks the transcript as partial. Gene Ontology annotation, biological process: oligosaccharide catabolic process; ganglioside catabolic process. The transcript has a single exon. The record is from RefSeq and is a predicted model, not a curated record. Lineage: Eukaryota; Euglenozoa; Kinetoplastea; Trypanosomatida; Trypanosomatidae. Gene Ontology annotation, cellular component: intracellular membrane-bounded organelle; cytoplasm; membrane.